Mus musculus (house mouse) is the source of this 1372-nucleotide messenger RNA. It is a transcript of the gene Skint9, whose product is annotated as selection and upkeep of intraepithelial T cells 9. The record is from RefSeq and is marked validated. Gene Ontology annotation, cellular component: membrane. The transcript has 7 exons. The coding region runs from base 73 to 1032 and encodes 319 amino acids. NCBI's taxonomy places the organism in Eukaryota, Metazoa, Chordata, Mammalia, Rodentia, Muridae.
AUUGUUUCUGAGAACAAGGAGGAAGCAAGGCAUGCUGACAUUAUUGCAUUGAUUAAACCACAUUUGGGUGUGAUGGAGUCCUCAGCUUCUUGUUUACCUGGAUUCUUCAUGUCAUUCCUUCUCUUACAGAACACAGUACUCACUCAAGCUAUGAGAUCAGAUAUAAAGAUUAACAUUCAGGUUCCAGAUACAGAAGGACUACUGCUGGAGUGUACUUCAGGAAGUUUGAUCCCACCUGCUGAGAUGACAUGGAGAGACAGCAAUGGAAAUAUAAUUCCACAUUCAACUGCAUUUAACUCUCAGGAUAGAGACGGAUUAUUGUAUUUGAAGAGCAGCAUUCUUCUGAAGAACAGAGCAAAAGGUCCUAUUACUUGCUCCAUUUACAAUGUAACUACUAAUCAGGAGAAAAAGAGAAGUAUUGUCCUACCAGAUGCCCUGUUCAAAUCGGAGAAUAUGUCAUUGAUGUCAAACAAAUUUUCAUGUCCUUCAAUAUAUUUAAUCACUAUAAUUUUUCUUAAUUUUCUCAGAGGAAUACUUGUUUUUUGUUGUCUCAGAAGAAAACCUGUUUGUUUCAGAAAUCUAAUGAGUACAGUAAUGGAAGCUUUGUAUAGUAAAAUGGGAGUUUGCUGUUUGCUUAUCUGGGAGUGCCUACUGUUAGUUUUGUAUAUUGCCUUCCUUCCUAUCUACGUGAGUUUCAGAAGUAGAGCUUUUCUUUUGGACGAUACAUAUCCAUUGUAUACUAAUUGGCUGUGGAACAUAUGCAUAAUCUUGACUGUUAUAAUGGUACUUUUCCCUGGCCUCAUUUUGUGUCUACUUUGGACCCUGAACUGUUAUGGUCAGGUGUCUUCCUUACCUCCAACAAGUAUGGAACUUUCCACAAAGGACUCUGAGCAAAAUAGUUCUAAAUCUGAUGACUCCCAAGAAAAUUAUGACGUGAACUGCAAGAUCCUAGAAACUUGUGAAAGUAAAAUAUUUAGUCAGCACCAAGAAAGUUGUGAAGAUGAUACAGCUUCAACCCUCUUCAUCUCUUAAGACUGAAUUGCAGUCAACUGGUAAAAUAGAGGCAGUAAAGAAAGACAAAAAAGAAUAAUGAUUUAAACUAUAAAAUUUGUAUCUAUAAAAUAUACAAUCAACAGGGACUUCUGAUUAAAUUUUGUACUGUAUGAAAAGUAUAGAUUUUUAAAAACAUAUUUUAAUAAAAGACAAUUACAUUGCAUUCCUUCUCCUCUUUCCUCUCUCUAGGUCCUUCCAGGUACCCUCCCUCCAACCCUUUCCAUGUUCCCCUGCUCAAAUUGAUACUCUCUGUUUUAAUUAUUAUGAUUAAACUCACAUAUAUGUAUAUGUAUGCACAAAUAUAUAUAUAUACAACCUC